AUGGGGUUGGACCCUAGCCAGCUGGCCGACUUUGAAAAUCUGAGCCCUGAAGAGCUCCAGAAAGAGGCAGAGAAGCGAAAACAGCAGGUCCAACAACAGUUGGAAGAGUUGGCUAUGGCCAUGGGUGUGGAUGUUGCAGAUCUUCCACAAGAUGGAGAUUUAGGUGCAAUGGCAGCGAAGUUGAAAGAGCUGCAGAAAGACAUGUCUGAUCUGAAAGAUAGGACCCUGGAAAAUGCCAGACGCUGCAAGGAAAUCUGGGAUGAGCUUCGCUUGGGGCCCACCUUACCCCGUGACGCCGCUGCUGAGCACCUCAGUCUGGCGCGCAGCGCGGUGGUGAAUGCCGCCAUGGCGGCGCAGGUACGACGAAGUCUGGAGGCAUGGGAGGCGCAACGUGAGUCCUCAAGGAAGGAGGCAGAGCUUUUGCAUGAGCAGAUCAGAGGCCAUGCGGUGGAUGCUGAUGCUGAGGCCUUUCUGACUGAGCACGCUGGACUGCAUCAGGAGGACCUGGAGAGUUGCCGUGUCAAGCUGCAAGAUCUCAAGGAGGCAUGUCGCGCGGCAGAAAAGCCGUUGCGGCAACACUUGCGGCAGCUCUAUCACAAGACGGGAUGUGACACAAAGGACUUGGAGCAGCUCUUCCGUGCGGUCGAGGACGAGACCACUGCGCGUGCUCGUCGGAUGCAGCUGGAGAACGAGCUGCGGCGCAUGGAGGACUACGCCGAGUCCAUCAGCGUCAUUCUGGGUCAACGGGAGGAGCUCAAGGCCCUGGUUCUGGCAGGCGAAUCCUUUGAGCGCGCGGCUCAAGCCGGAGAAGGACGCUGGGUGGGAAGUUCUAAGCACUUCCUCGAGGAAGAGAAGUUCCGAAAGCGUUUCUUGCGGCAAUAUCCUCAGCUUCGAGAUCAGCUCAUCGAAUCCAUCGAGCACUGGGAAGAGGGCAACUCCAGGACGUUCAGCCACAAGGGCAUCCCUCUUGGAGAUCGACUUCGAAGCCUCCGCGAGCAUGAAGCGGUGCUGGCGUCGGCCAAGGGCGAUUUGUCCAUCAUGGGGAUCUUGUUGCAGGCGCUGGGCAUCGACCAGGACGCGCAAACUGGGCGCCCGCAGCCAUCCAAGGACAAGGGCGGCCUCAAGACCCCGCAAAGCGUGAGCAGCAUCGCCUCGCUGCAGAGUCCCAAGGUGGGCGCCAAGGCGCCCCGGCUUCCUGCACUUGGAAAAUCCAAUUCUGAAUCCGCGCUGAAACCGCGGCGCUCCCCGUCCUUGAAGCGGAAAGCCAUGAAGCGGGAGCAGUGUUGGGACUUGGCCAAGCUUGGGAUUGAAAUUCCGGAGAAGCCUCGGAUCGUUUUAUCCCUUAGUUGGCCAUUGUGGAAUAUGACUGGCACCUAG
Messenger RNA from Cladocopium goreaui, 1377 nucleotides. The record is from the annotation of a GenBank genome assembly. Lineage: Eukaryota; Dinophyceae; Suessiales; Symbiodiniaceae.